Messenger RNA from Klebsormidium nitens, 3020 nucleotides. Lineage: Eukaryota; Viridiplantae; Streptophyta; Klebsormidiophyceae; Klebsormidiales; Klebsormidiaceae. The record is from the annotation of a GenBank genome assembly.
AUGGCGGACAUGCAGGAGGCCACACGCAAUGUCUAUCAGCGUGUGCGGAACUUGGAUGCCGCAAAUGCAUCCAAGCUAGUGGGGUGGCUGCUGAUGCAGGACCAUGCGGACGAGGAGAUGCACCGGCUAGCAAUGGGCUCAGAUGCGGUCCUGAUGUCGAUUCUCUCGAAAGCUAGAAAAGAGCUCGGCCUGACCCCCCAAAUCAGCCCCCACCAGCUGCAAUCCGGUCUUGACGCCUUCUUCUCCCAAGGUCUCAGCGGCCUCAGCCUGGACCCUUAUUCCAACGGCCUCCGCAGUCCUGCCCAGUCCCCAAAGCCCUUUCAAAACGGCUACUUCCACAGCCAGAACAGCCUCCCCCCUGAGAGAAACUUCUUCCCGCACGACGAGCUGAACCACCGGCUGGCUGCCAGGCUCGGCAGCGGCAGCUUCCCCAAGGGGGGGGGGUCUUACGAGCUCAGCCGGAGCCUCGACACUGGGGGGUUGACCAUCCCCAGUCUCGACAUGACGUACUCGAACGGGGGCCAUGGGUGGAAACCGUGCAUGUAUUAUGCGCGAGGGUUCUGCAAGCACGGCGCGAGCUGCAAGUUUCUGCACUCCCCCGGAUCCAGCCCCAGUCCACGAAUGGGGGGGUUGGACCAGUAUGACCAGGAUGGGUUCUCUCUAGAAGAUGGGACCCCCCUGGAGCAUUUGGAACUCGAGUUGAGGGCGUUGUUGACGGGGAGACCCCCCGUCAGCAUGGCGUUGCUGCCACAGUUAUAUGCGGAGCGGUUUGGGAAGGUGUUACGGGCGAAGGGGUACGGGAAGGCGGGGCUCUCGCUGACGCUGCUCCUGGAGAAGAUUGGUGGGAUCAUCUUCCUAGAAAGGCCGGACGGAUUCAAAGUGGUCUGCCUCGCAGAGGACGCCGGCCGGUACAGCAUUAAGAACGGAAUCGACCCGGAAGCCGAACGGAGCAACCGCCAGAUUUACCUCACCUUUCCCGCCACCAGCGUGUUUGGAGAGCAGGACGUUCGGGACUACUUCAGCCGCUUCGGCAAAGUGGAGGACGUUCGGAUCCCGUACCAGCAGCAGCGCAUGUUUGGCUUCGUGACCUUCUCCGGCCCCGACGCUGCACGGGCCGCCCUCGCCGCAGAGAACCCCCACCAGAUUCUCGAAGCGUUCGUCCUCGUGAAGCCGUACAAGUUCAAGGGGAAGGCAGCGGAGCACCACCGGAAGAUGCUCUCCCCCAAGGAAAACUACCACGUGCCGCCCAGAAUCCAGCGGCAGCGCUUCCCCAACGGGCCGCAAGAGAACCUGAUCAGCCCAGGCUCUGGUUCGGGCUCCGACUCGCCCUCCAGCCUGAACUACCACAGCUACGAGACGGACGAGGCCCUCAACCGGCGGCUACAGGAGGAAGAAGCGGAGCGCGAGAACGAGCGCCGCCGGGCUGCCGCGCUCGCGAUCGGGGACGCGCAGCGGAGGCGGCUUGAGGCCGAGGCCAGCAUGCACCGGGCGGAGUCGCUGCAGAACCGGAGGCUAGAGGGCAGCGAAUUUCAGCUGGAGCUGAACACGUUUCAGUCGGACAACCCGUUCGGAUACCUGCUGAACGAUAACGAGACCGAGUCGGAGGACAGCGACAAGCGGAGCCAUGGCGAAAACCACCAGAGCCACGGCCUGUGGCCCGAGCUCGAGGAGGGCCUCGGGGGAUCCCCCGGGCACAAGUGGGACAUCCCGCGGAAGAACGGCCUCAACGGAAGCCUCAACGGCGUCAACGUGGCGCGCUCGGGGUCGCCCCUCCAAAACGGGUCCUCCCUGUCCGGGAUGACGGACCAUGACCUCACCUGCUGCAUCUGCUUAGAGUACUACGAGGAGCCCAUCGGCCUGGAUUGCUCGCACACGUUCUGCGUGAAGUGCAUUUCUCAGGUGAUCAAAGCUACCCGCGAUGAGUGCCCCAUGUGCCGUCAAAAGCUGAGCCCGGCCAUUCUCCGGUUCCUCGAGACGCGCGACCCUCACUGGACUGCGCCCCACGCACACCUGAAGAGCAUGUUCCGCUACCAGGGCCAGGUCGUGCAGCAACCGGGGCUACCAGUUUGGUGAUUGCAUAACACGAGGCAGUAAUUACAAUUGAAAGGUUGUUGUUUGGAGUUGAAAAGGGGGGCGGGUGAUCGUGGGUUACAAGCCCACCGGUGGUAUUGAAGGGGGUUUGUUGGGUUGGCGCAGUCCCACAUUUGAGGUGCGAUUUGUCUGUGGUGGUUUUUGUUGAGCCGCGACACUUAUUUCUCAGGUGAAAGCCUCCAAAAUAGGAAUACAGGUGACAGUCGAAGUUGUGACAUACGAUUGUAUUUAGCCAAGAUACCAGACUCUGACGAGAAAGCGCUUAGAUCUGACCGAAAACAACACGAACCGACUCGCGCGAAAUUGGAUUGCGAGGUCCCCUGUUUUCUGGGGAAGUAGGUGCAGUGGGACGUUUGGCACCUUGGCAUUGACGUGGCGAACCGGAUCUAAGCAGAAUACGGGUACAAUGACUAGACAGAAACCAUUAAAGAAAGGGCAGCUCUUGCGCUCGGGCUAGUCCCGAGCUCUGAGUGAUGCUACCAUUAUUUCAAUAGUAUUCAAUAGGCACUAGGACGCUUAGGCUAGAACAGUCGAGUGGAUCUUCGAAUAAUCCGUUCAAGUAGGAGAAACCAAUUCGCUGUAGCAGCUACAAAGGUCGUGGCAAAGCAGCGGAGCGGUUGAUUUGCGUGUUGUUAGCAUAUGCUUCUGCGAACAUUUCUGUAGAAGCGAGAUUUUGAUGUCGACGGUUGGUGACAAGCUAAGGAGAUCUAGUUACAGUGAGCAGCAAACUUAAGUACAGCGCAAUGGCAGUGCAGAGUUAUUUCAAACUUUGUUUGCAGCAUAUGAUAAUCUUGAGAAAGUUUUGUUGUCAACGUAGGCACCUCUAAUCAAACACACCCCGACUUUGUCUUUUAGAGUGAACCUGUCUCCCCUCGUUUCUCGUAUAACAUGGCCGCCGAUGUAGUCCUUGGCAGGUUUCAAUCCAAGAG